Molecule: messenger RNA, 4560 nt
Organism: Trichomonas vaginalis G3
Lineage: Eukaryota; Parabasalia; Trichomonadida; Trichomonadidae
Exons: 1
Coding region: 1-4560 (1519 amino acids)
Source: RefSeq, a predicted model, not a curated record
AUGGCUCCUUAUAUCCCCAAAAUUGUUGAGUUGUCUUCUCAACACUUCUUUCAGAGAACAAUUCGUGAUUUUCAAGUUCUUGUUGCUCAGCUUAUGAAGCAAGUCACCGAUUUUGGCGAGAAUCUUCCUCCUUCUGUUGAUAAUCGCGCUCCAUUGAACAGAAUCUCAUCCGCCUUACAAAACCUGAUGCAAAAGUCAUUAUUAAUCUCAUAUUUGAAGGCACCACCAUCAACAUUCAACUCAAUUCAGCAAACAAUUCGUUCAAUUCAACAAGAUUUUCUUUCCAUGCGUGAUACAGCCAUUUCAUCAUCCCAGAAAUCCUUUAAUUCAUUACUUUCCACCUCAAACGAGCUAGAAAAUUCAAUCAAGCAUAUCAUUGCCGCUCACGGAUUCUUAUCAAUCACAACUGUUCUUCAAAACCUAUUACGACACUUUGCAUUUGACGAAGACAUCAAAAUACCAAGUCUCAAGAACGAACACUGCAAGCUUAACCCCAAGCCAUCUAAAGAAAGUCCAAAUUCCAAAACUGCAUCACAAGUUCUCAACGAAUACAAAGAGAUCAAGAAUCCUGAUCCAGAGACACGUCAACGCUUCAUUACAGAGUUCGAAACAUCGCUUGAAUCAGAGAUCAAGUUCGAAUCAUGUACAUCAGCGAUAGAAAGCAUCAUUUUUGUCAUUUUAACAAUACAACCACCACAAGAUCCAGCUAAAAAAGUGUUUACCAAAUGCAGUAACUUCUAUUUCUCUGCUUCCCGUGCUGUCACACAAUUUUACAAACUUCCUGAAUAUGCAUUUUCCAAAAAUGACAUUGAACAAUUCAACAAAGCCCUGGAGAACUUGCAAACUGUUAGUGACAGCAUCAUUAAAGCCAGAAAGAAACCUGUUGGCUGGAGUGCACAAGACACAAAAUCAUUUAUGAAAUGUACAGAGCCAUUGAUUAAAAUUGGUCAGACAUUGACAUCUGUUAUUGAUGUGAUUGAAAAAGGAAAUCAACUUAUAGGAACAAAUAUCUUUAAACUUAAUCUUUCACAGUUAUUGCCACGUCCUAUUUCAUUACGUUUCCUUGUUUCAGAACCUCUUGAUGAUGAAAACCAAACUGAAUUUAAUAUAAAUAGAUGUUUGUCAAAAAUCACUCCACAAUUACAAUCAAUAACUGAAAAAGGUCUUUCUAUGCUUCCAACAGAAAACAAAAUAAUUCAUCCUGCUGAUUUCACAACAAUCUUUUCUCGUAUAAGAGUUAAUAUCAGAUUAAUUGAAGAAGAAUUAUUUAAUUUGUCAUUAAAUAGAUUUAAUGAUUUCCCUGUAGCUAAAGCAGGAAUAACUAUGUUAUCAAGUAUUUCUGGUAUUCGUGAACGCUUAGAACAAUAUAUUCUUUGUAUGAAUACGAUUCCUUUAGUUAUAUCAAGUCUUCGUGAAAUAUCAAUGAUUCUAUAUGAACAAGGUUUUUCUGUAAACAUGGAUCAUGUUUUCACAGAAAUUAAUUCUUUGUUGAAUAUUAUUUUCGAUGUUUAUCGUAUCUACGAAGAAAUGGAUAUAAGUGGUGCCGCGAAUUUAUCAACAUGUUCUCAGUUAUCUUUCAUUGCUACUUCUAUCACAGAAUUGACACAAAAAUGGCCUGAAUUCCAGCCAUUUUCGGAAUACUUCAGUAACUUAAAUCUGUUUAAAUUAAAUAUGACAGAAAUAUUAAGUAAAAUUGAAGAAUUCCGUAAUUUGUCAACUGAUUGUCUUAAACGAUGGACAUCUGCUGAUUAUGUCUCUCGUUUCAAUGCACAAUACAAGAGCAUUUAUUCAUCAGCGACAAUUAUUCGUCGUGAACAAAUAGAAGCAUUACCUUCUAAAUUACUUGGCCAAUUAACAGGUUGGCUUUCCAAUUUACCACAUUCUCCGCCGAAGAGAACAACUGUUAAUGAAAUGGACAUCAAAAUGUCUAUAUUAAGAAAGAUGUUGACAAUUUAUAUCAAUACUCAUCCUGAUAACCAAAUUUCUUCACAGUUUGAACAGUUGUUUAAUUGUAUUGACAUGUUCGCACAAAUGAACAUUCAUUUCUACAGUAAAUUACAAUUAAAGAACUUGUUGUCUUUCUUGGAACGUGUUAACACAGGAUCAGAUAAUCCAACAGAAUCUUCUGAUGUAGAUAACACUGAUACAAGUUCAGCGGAACCUUCUAAAAAUGAUGAAUCAAACAUCGAUUCUUCACAACUUGUUUUUAGUGAAGAAGAAAUGGCUUUAUGGACUCCUUUUGCUCAAAAAGUUUUUUCCGUUGAUCAUGUAAGUGUUCAUCCACAAUUCCCUUCAUAUACUGAAGAAUUCGUUCAUUCUCGUGCACGCCAAGUAUACGAAGAGUUCAAAGAAGAAUGGCGUGGUGAAACAUCAUCAUUCGAUACAGAAUUGGCAGAAAUUGACAGUGAAAUUUCACAGCCAUCAUAUGAACACUUGACAUUGCAUUACCAAUCAUUUAAUGAUAAAGUUGUUAGUGCUCUUGAACAUAAAGUUGAUCUCUUGUUACAGAUGCUUCUUGAGCUCAAUCCUCCUUCUAGAGGACGUGGUUAUCCAAGAGAAUUCCCUCCACAUCCGAAAGCAGCACAAAUUUCGGAACUUUCCAAGAUUUUGACAAGUGUUGGAAGUAAUCUUAAAGAUCUUGAAUUCGGAUGGUUACCAACACUUCUUGAAUGCCGUGGUCUUACUUAUAACAUCUUCCGUGCAACAGAUGUUUCUAGUGACCAAACAACACCAGUUGCAUUAAUUAGAAACUUAACUAAUUGUGCAUUUGCUUUCUUCCGUCUUAGCCGAUGUUUGUUGUUUGCUAAAGGAACAACACCAACAUUCGCUCCUGAUUUAAAGAUGUUGAAAGUUUUGGUUGGUGGAUUACUCGAGAAAACAAGAUUUGUUAAAGAAAAUUCACCAUUGUUAUUCCACGAAAUUGAUCAAGUUGUUAAAUCUAACAUGUAUAACAACUUCUCGAGUCUUAUUUCCAGUGUUAAAGUUCUCAAGAGAAGCCGUGCAUUGUUUGAUGCGAAAGAAUUAGUAACAAUCACUGAUCUUGAUUUCUUUGACUUCGGAGAUUUCUUCAAGAGAAUGAACUGCGAACAUAUUUCUUUGUCAUCAUUCUUGGAUUCAAACAUCUACGAAAUCUUCACACAGAACAUUUGUCCAGUGACAAAAUACGUCGAAUCCAAUUUCGACAAUUCAUUUUUGUCUGAUCAUAUCAAAAGUAUUUUGAAGUUCAAACAAGAAUUGUCUAUUUCUCCAAUUGCUGUUAGUUGGGAUAAAACAGAUGAUAGAUUGACAUCAUUGACAGUUCUCCAGCAAUUGAUUGAUAUUUCUAUCUCUUUCGACCGUGUUUGUCCUGUUGUUCAACGCAAAAGAAAAGAACCAUUUUUGAGUGGUACUGAUUUUCUUUCUAUAGAGUUGUUGAUCUUUGAGUUGCAGAACGAGAUUGAAUCUCUUGUUCAAUCAAAACCAAGUCGUCUCUGCAAACUAUACAUUGAUUUAACACGUGUUUUAACAGCAAUGAAAGAUAUUUCAUCAAAGUUCGGACCGAGAAAAUCCAAUUCUAGUUCAAUGACUAAUUUUGUUACGGAAUGGAACAACUUUACUAAGUCAUUGGAUAACUUACCGAUGUCCGAUUUCCAUGGUGAAUUCCGUCAUCUUUCUAACAAAAUAAUUGAUGUUAUCCAAGACUCUCCAUCUCUUGGAAUACAACGCGAAAUCAAAUCAAUAACUUUCUUAUUAAAACAUUUCGAAAUUUUGCCAACAAUUGAAACACUCCGCAAAUUACGAUUUGCAUUCCAAUUCUUGGAAGGACAGAAAGGAAGAUUUACUACACAAGACACAACGAAUACUUUACCUUUCUUCCAGUUACAAGUUAUUAUUUCUACAAUGCUUUCUAUGUAUCGCAUUGUUGAAUUAAUACCAAUGAUUACUAUUAAACUUAGUAAAUCUAUUGGACAAGAACUUCCUAUUCGUAAGCCAGACAUCUUAGAAGUUAUUGACAACGAAGAGAAACCAAGUGCUCCUUCAAAUAGUGAUUUAGAACGUCAAUUAACACUGUUUGAACAAACAGCACUUGGUCACAUGACAUCAGCAUUGUUUGACGCGAAUGUUGCUGAUGAAGAGAAGAUUGCAACACUGCCAAUCUUGAAGAGAUCUGUUGAACAUUGCAAGAUGAUGGUUGAGAACGCGAAACUCUGUAACCAAGAGUUGGAAUCAAUCAAUAAUUCGUUGAAAGAAUACGUACAAAUCAAGUCAGUUCCUAAUGAAAAUAAACAAGAAACAGAAGGUGGAGAAUCAGCUGAAGGACGCGAAAUUUCAACAGAAUUAGAUGAAGUUCGAUCUAAGAAGGAAUACGACAUAAUCAAGAACAGAUACCAGACUACUAUGUCUUCUGUUUUGACAUUGACAUCUGCUAACUACGAAUUGUCACAGACGAAGCGUCAAACAGAUGCAAGGAAUGAGAAAAAUCAGAAUUUGUCACAUCUUAUUUCUAUCCACAAAGAACUUGAAUCUAUUCAUCAAUCUGGUGUUGAAUGGAAUUCUAUCGAAAAACUUCUUACCGAUUAA